Molecule: messenger RNA, 666 nt
Organism: Lottia gigantea (owl limpet)
Lineage: Eukaryota; Metazoa; Mollusca; Gastropoda; Lottiidae
Exons: 2
Biological process (GO): G protein-coupled glutamate receptor signaling pathway; regulation of synaptic transmission, glutamatergic
Cellular component (GO): membrane
Molecular function (GO): adenylate cyclase inhibiting G protein-coupled glutamate receptor activity
Source: RefSeq, a predicted model, not a curated record
AUGGCAGCUCAUUCCAGCCAAUUGACAUUCCCCAUAGCUGAGUUGAUGAACAUUUUUAAACGCCCCUUGAUUGGCUACGCUACUACUUCAGUUAGUUUGAGUGAUAAGCGACUCCAUCCUUACUUCCUGCGAACUGUUCCUCCAGAUGAUAUUCAGGUUGUUCUCAUGCUACAGGUCAUGAAGCAGUUUGGUUGGGAUUAUGCCUCCAUCAUAUACACAAAUUCUGGUUAUGGAAUUUCAGCUAGAGAUGCCUUAAUCAGACAAGCAGCUUUCGCAAACUUGAAAACCUGCGUCGGAGUUGGUCAUGCUUUAGCUUACUCCACAUCCUUGACUGAAGUAGAAGAGAUUUUAGUCAGUUUGAGUCAAAAGGUUGGAUCACGUGUAGUGAUACUCUUUACAGAUCCAGCACACUCACGUCUGAUCCUUCAAGCCACCAAGAAUAAGGGACUGACUGGUCGAUUUGUUUGGUUGGCCAGCGACUACUGGGCUAACAGUAUGGAGAUUGUGCAAGGAUAUGAAGAAGAAGCUGUUGGUGCUCUUACAGUCCAGAUCCGAUCAGAGUUCGUCCAGUCUUUCAAUAACUUCAUGAUGAAUCUGAAUAUGACCAAUAGAAAUGGCAUCCCUGAUGACUGGUUUGAAGAGUUUUAUCAAACUAUACACAAGUGU